AUGGCCUUUGCACACCACGGCUGUGAGCACAUCGGCAAGCGAGUCACGCGCCGCUUCGAAGGCGUUAAUGUCGGAGGCGUCGUGAUCGCGUGGGCCCCGGCCGACGGCCAAGAUGAGGCGCUCUACCGCGUGCAUCACGACGACGGUGAUGAAGAGGACCUCGAUCGGCAGGAGCUGGAGGACGCCUUGGCGCUGGCCGCCAAAACUCCGGUGGAACUCAAGGGCCGAUUCCUCGCCGUGCCAACCUCAUUCUUCCAGGUCGAGGCGGGGUUCUACCUGGCGCGAUGCACUAGCGUCAGCGCCGGCGGCGCCGUUUGGCUCAGGUACGGCUCGGACAACUACUCGCACUGGGUGCCGCACGCGAUCGCGAGCAAGUGGCUCAUCAGCGAUAGCGAGGCGCGCCGAGGCGACUGGGUCGGCUCCGGCGGCGUCGAGUCCUUCGCAGCGGGUGCCCAGGCUGAGGAGGUGGGCGAGGCGCCGGUGGCGGAGGCGGAGGGCUUGCGCUUGCACCUCUCCCGCAUCAGCAGCACCGGGUACGCAGGCGUGUCGAAGUCCACCCACUGUACCGGCCGCUUCCACGCGCGGCACAAGGUGGGCGGAAGGAGCCUCGGCUCCUUCGGCUCAGCGGUGGAGGCGGCGGUGGCGUACGCGCGGGCAGUGGGGGAGGCGGAUGAGGCGGGCGAGGCGGGCGAGGAGGGCGACGGUGAGGAGCAGGACGUCGCUUCUGCCGCCGCCCGCCGAGACUCCGCCCAGCGCAGCAGCGGGCGGCGCCGCUCGGUGCCCGCUCGCUUCGUGGCGGAGCCCUCUUUGCAGGGCGACGAGUCGCAGCUCGAGUUCGCCGAGAAGCUGCUGCUGCCGGCCGCGCAGGAGGCGGUGCCACAGCUAGAGGCUGCCAUGAAGUUUGGAGUGGGAGAUGCGGUGCUGGGCAAGUUUGGCCCCGACGACGAGGGCAAGACGGGCGGCGUGCUCGACAAGUGGUACCGCGCCGUCGUCCGCGCCGUCAACGCGCCUCUGAUGCCGCCGGCCGACCGCCCUGCCGCGGACGGCACGUAUUCCCUCGAGUACGAGGACGGCGACAGCUGGGAGCAGGUGCCACGCGUGCACGUGCGGGCUCGGAAGCGGCCCCGCGGCGACGAGGCGUCUUCGGCAUCGAUGGAGGCGGAAGAGCCGGCGGCAGCAGCGCAGCGAGGCGGCGGGGAGAAGAAGCGCGGCCGCCCGUUGGGGAGCAAGAAGUUGAAGCCCGCCAAGAAGGGGGUGCCGAAGCGGGGCGCCAAACCGAGAGGCAGGCCUCCGCACGGGUGCUCGUGGAGCGAGAAGCAGAGCGCGUACGUCAACGACGAGCAGGCGGGCGUUCGGCGCGCCGCGGCGGCGGAGUCGGAGGAGGAGGCACAGGCGGAGGAAGGGGAGGGCCCCGGGACACCUCCCGGCACGCCGCCGCCGGAGGCAGCGGCGGCGGCGGCGGCGGCGGCGGCGGCGGCGGCGGCGGCGGCGGCGGCGGCGGCGGCGGAGGCGGCGGCGGCGGCGGCGGCGGCGGAGGAGGAGGAGGAGGAGGACGAGGGCGAGCAGGAGGAGGAGGAGGAGGAGGAGGAGGACGGCGGUGAGGAAGAGGAGGCUCCGGCGGCGGAGGCGGAGGGGCUGAAGCUGCACUUGUCCAGCCGCAGCAGCACCGGCUACAAGGGCGUGCGCGAGAUGCAGUCCGGUCGCUUCUACGCUACUCGCAAGGACGGUGGACAGGACGAGUACCUCGGAUCCUUCGACUCGGCGGUGGAGGCGGCG
This is a messenger RNA of Emiliania huxleyi CCMP1516, 1776 nucleotides long. RefSeq lists its product as hypothetical. The record is from RefSeq and is a predicted model, not a curated record. Gene Ontology annotation, biological process: regulation of DNA-templated transcription. The annotation marks the transcript as partial. NCBI's taxonomy places the organism in Eukaryota, Haptophyta, Isochrysidales, Noelaerhabdaceae. Gene Ontology annotation, molecular function: DNA-binding transcription factor activity. The transcript is spliced from 2 exons.